AAAGCGCUCCGAGAUGUGAUCGGACAGACAGGAAUGCUGGAUGGGUUUUAUGGCAGUAGAUAUCGAGAAAUGUCUUGGUCAGAGCACCCUCAAGCUUGAAGAGUUUUACCGAAAAUGCUGCUUGUUGAUGAAAAAUUGGAAAAACGCAGUAGCUCGUCAUCACUUGAUCGAUUUCUUCCUGAUCUUCCACAAAAAGUGAAAUCUCGACGGAAAAUGCGAAAAAUCAUGUGUUUUGUGGGACUUUUCGGCAUUUCGACAAUCUUCUUCAUUGCAGUCUCCAACAUUUCAUCGUCGGAAGAUGUUCCGCUUUAUAAUGGAAAUAUUUACGAUCCGGAAAGAGAUUCAAAAAGUUUUCGAAUUUUGUUAGUUGGUGAUACAGGAGGAAUUCCAAUAUUGGAGACGACUUGGGCACAAAAUGAAGUCAAACAGACAAUGGCAUCAUUAGCAGAUGAACAUAGUGUUCAAAUGAUAUUAAAUAUGGGUGAUAACAUAUAUUUUACGGGACCCACUGAUGAAUUUGAUCCAAGAUUCGAGUCACGUUUCGAAAAUGUCUACACGAAUCCGAGUCUACAAGUUCCAUGGCUCACAAUAGCCGGAAAUCAUGAUCAUUUUGGAAAUGUGACCGCCGAGAUUGAAUAUACAAAACAUAGUAAAAAGUGGUAUUUUCCAUCACUUUACUAUAAGAAAUCAGUAGAAUUCAAUGGUACUUCUAUCGAUUUUUUAAUGAUUGAUACAAUUUCCUUAUGUGGAAAUACAAAGGAUAUUCAAAAUGCUGGUUUUAUUGAAAUGUUACGUAAUGAAUCACAUGAUCCACGUGGUCCUGUUAAUAUAACUGCCGCUGAAGAACAAUGGGCAUGGUUGGAGAAUAACUUAGAAGCAAGCAGUGCCCAAUACCUAAUAAUUUCUGGUCAUUAUCCUGUUCAUUCUAUGUCAUCACAUGGUCCAACUGACUGUUUACGUCAACGUUUGGAUCCACUUUUAAAACGAUUUAAUGUGAAUGCUUACUUCUCAGGACACGACCAUUCGUUGCAGCAUUUCACUUUUCCCGGGUAUGGAGAGCAUAUAAUUAACUAUGUUGUGUCUGGAGCAGCUUCUCGAGCAGAUGCAUCAACGAAGCAUAUUAAAGAAUUCAGUAGGGAUACGUUGAAGUUCAAUUAUCCGGAAAAAUCAUGGUUCUCGUGGUCACCAGUUUCGCAGCUCGGAUUCCGUAAAGGCGGCUUAAUAUAUGCAGAAUUUGGACAUUACAAUGCUCGACUCGAUUUCUUUGACAAAAGAGGAAAACAGCUUUAUUCGACGAUCAUCCCCACACGUGUGAUCCCGACGGAUACAUCGACACGAUCAACUGCCUCACCGUUUGUAGAAAUAGGAAUGUAAUUAAUUAUUUAAGCAGUUGAAAUUCAAUUUUUUGAAUAUUUAUUGAACUCCCUCAUAAUUUCAUGUAUAAUAUAUCUUGAACGGGUUGAAAAUAAAAAUUUUAUUUAUUUG
Molecule: messenger RNA, 1485 nt
Organism: Caenorhabditis elegans
Lineage: Eukaryota; Metazoa; Nematoda; Chromadorea; Rhabditida; Rhabditidae
Gene: F02E9.7
Product: Tartrate-resistant acid phosphatase type 5
Exons: 9
Coding region: 115-1374 (419 amino acids)
Molecular function (GO): hydrolase activity; phosphatase activity; acid phosphatase activity
Source: RefSeq, marked reviewed